CCCCGCCCCCAGCUCCCGGAGGGAAGCGGUUCCGUCCUCCGGCCCAGCUCCAAGUUGGCGCUGGUAGAACCUGGUUAGCGGUGAGAACAGAACCGACCGAGGCUAAGCAGCAGCAGCACCACCAGGACCGGUUAUAAUUAAAUAGGGCCGCGGUUUUCAGACGGCUUCGCUGAUCCCGAGCACGUGACCCUAAGGAUUUACGGCGCGAGCUGAAACCGAUGGAGUCCGGCAGCCUGGGGAGGGACUGUCUGUCCCCGGAGUCGACUGUGACGUCUCUGCUGUCGCGCUCCGGCCACCUGCCCAGCGGCCUGCAGCCUCCGGGCCGCAGCGCCAGCGCCACCUUCAGGUUCAGAGACCAGGACUUUGAUUCGGCGUCGGCGGCGCUGGACGCCUACAUCGCAGACUUCAACCGCAGCUGCCAGCAGUGCAGUUCGCUGACGGCGUCGCUGGUUCUGCCACGCAGCCAGCCGGCCAAUCACAGGACGGCCAGAAACAGAGACGGUACGUCAGAGAAACUCCUCCGUGAGCGUCUGACCGACUGGGAGCUGGACUUCCUCAGCCUCCCCGUCAGCUCCCUCCAUCACCGUCUGAACCGCGACCGCGUCUCCAUGACGACAGAGGAGCUGCUGUCCAUCCCCUGCGACGGCUCGAUGCCCGUCACUCACACGUCUGCCUUCAUUCGAGGCGUCCUGUCCCAGACCCGGGGUUCUGAACCGGUCUCGUCCUGCGCCGGAUCCAGACUCAGCAGCAGCCAUGUUGCUCACCAACACCUUCACUUGGACCCAGGGCCUCCAGACCGGUACCAGAACCAGGAACAGAACCGUUUUCCUGCUAGGACCUCCAGGUCGAGAGGGAAGCUGCAGACGGACAGACUGAGCCAGUCUGCUGACAUUCCUGCUUCUGCACACAGAGCUGCAGAUCUGCAUCUUCCUCACUGGCUGACCAGCAACAAGUCUGUCCUGGGCUGCUCUGAGGUCAGCAGCCUGCCGGACCUGACCUACCCCAGCUGGGUCCUCCGCGCCGCCGAGCCGCCGCCCUGGAAGGAGCGCGGCGACGCUCUGCCUGGAGCGGCCAGAGGGAAAGCUCCGUCCUGGGUGUUGGACCUGGAGAUGGACGGAGAGCUGAAGGCAGCGCCAGCACAGCAGAGAGGGAGGUCAAAGGCUGAAGGAGAGCAGACGCUCAGAGAGCUGCGGCUGCAGCUGGCCGAACACAUCUCUGUCCUCACCGCCGAGGGGAACGGAUCCGACAGCCUGGCGGCGCCGUUCAGAGACAACAGGAUCGAGUCUCUGAUCCAGAAGGCCGAUCAGGUUCUGGACGCCCUGAAUUCUGGAGGAGCAGGAGGUUCUGGAGGAGCAGGAGGUUCUGGAGGAGCAGGAGGUUCUGGAGGAGCAGGAGGUUCUGGAGGGAAAGUGAGUCCUGUCAGCACCGAGGACCUGCUGCUCUCCUCGCCUCGUCGCUGUCCCUCCGCCACUCCAAUCUCCGGAACCACAGAGCUGGACUCGGAUCAGACUCUGCUGGAUGAGGAGGUUUUGAACAGUGGUUACCAUGGAAACGACACCUGUACGCAGCCCGGCCCGGUGGAGGCCAUGAAGCAGAUGCUGUUCCGGCUCCAGGCCGUGGAGGCGGAGCUGCGGAGGCAGCGGAUCGACGCCGACGGACAGAAGACGCCGGAGAAACAGUUCUGUUCCAGGAGUUUCUGUGAUUUGUCGCCCCCUGCUGGUCCAGAUGUGGUAAAACAGGAGCUGGUCUGUGUUGCAGGAAGCCGAUGUGGAUCCAGAGCUGCAGAGUUUCCCAGGAAGUCCAUCGCUAAAGAGAGUUGGGCUGUACCUGAACCGCCUGAAGAUGCUGGUGGAGGAUCCGGGUCAGAGAGGAAGACGGACGGACUCCUCCUCCCAGCAGGACUCGUCCUGAAGCAGACGGGCCGGCCCGGUUCUGCUGACGUUCUGAUCCUCGGACUCAAAUAAAAAAGUUUCAGUA
This is a messenger RNA of Gambusia affinis (western mosquitofish), 1977 nucleotides long. It is a transcript of the gene lg17h18orf54, whose product is annotated as linkage group 17 C18orf54 homolog. The record is from RefSeq and is a predicted model, not a curated record. The transcript has 15 exons. Lineage: Eukaryota; Metazoa; Chordata; Actinopteri; Cyprinodontiformes; Poeciliidae. The coding region runs from base 219 to 1964 and encodes 581 amino acids.